Cryptomeria japonica (Japanese cedar) is the source of this 384-nucleotide messenger RNA. RefSeq names its product protein SMALL AUXIN UP-REGULATED RNA 12. The record is from RefSeq and is a predicted model, not a curated record. Bases 1 to 384 code for a protein of 127 amino acids. Gene Ontology annotation, biological process: response to auxin. The transcript has a single exon. NCBI's taxonomy places the organism in Eukaryota, Viridiplantae, Streptophyta, Pinopsida, Cupressales, Cupressaceae.
AUGGCAAGGAGAAAGGGAAAUACCCAAGUCCUUAUUGUGAAGCACAUAAUCAGAGUCCUCUGUAGGCAUGCCAAUUCCAUUAAAGCAGAUGGAUAUGCUCUUUUUUCAGGGAGAAGGAGAAGUUUCAGCUCAAGAAAUGAGUUCUUGAGCAGAUCGCGUGGUAGCCUCCCUGCCGAUGUGCCAAAGGGACACUGUGCAGUUUAUGUUGGUGGCGAACAAUCUAGGUAUAUUAUCCCCACAAAGUAUUUGAAUCAUCCUCUGUUCAGGGAAUUGCUAGAUAAGGCCGAAGAAGAGUAUGGGUUUGAUCACCAGAUGGGACUUACAGUUCCCUGUGAGGAGGUGGCUUUCCAGUACCUGACAUCCAUGCUGCGGAAAAUGGUGUAG